AUGAUCAAAGUCUUCUCUUCCAUUCGAUCAACCUACCGUGCUGUCAGUGUGGCGAUUGAUGGCGAAAACAUUUCCAAUGACAUGCGACGCAGUCUUGAGCUUGUGCGCACGUGUAACCAAGACUUACAGGAGCUCAUUAGGCUCCGCAAUGAGAAUCUCCGUUUGCUUGAGAGACAACCGCAGAUACUUGAGCGUCUCAACUCAAUCAUCGAAAAAGUACACAAUGGACUACUCGACGCUUCUCGUAUUGUGGAGAAAUAUCGACCAGAGCUACAUUCGGACAAAAAAUCGCUAUCAAGUCAGAUAGCCUGGGCUCAUCGGGAUUCUCAAGAAUUUCAGGCCAUGGGACCAACCAUGAGCCAGCACAAUGCAACAAUUCUCGCAGAAAUUAGCUUCCUCAGAAGUCUUACUAUCAUCACCACACAAAGCAAGCACGAAGAAGCCAAGGAGAUUGAGAUUCUAGGCUCAGAUGACAAAACAUUGUUCAAUAACCUGGAGCUUCUAGAAGACUUUAUAGGUGAUGUAUCAGCAUCACCACCAGCACCGCCACCGCCUGCUUUCAACGUCAGUGCAAGGGCAAGCAUGCCUAACCUACUGAUGAAUCAAGAAUACUGUGAUCUACCGGAGCCUGUUGUUCCAAACAUAAUUCCUCAUCAGCAACCAAUGUCCAGCCUACUGACGCCAGAACAAGCAUCGGCUCUACGGCCACUAAGUGGAAAGACACUUGAAGAUGGCAACCAGCGCAACAGCCGGGUUGUCUUGAAUCAGGCAGAUCACUCCGGAUUAUCUCUGUUAUUUGGUGAUGAGCCAGAUCUAAGCUCUGACUUGUUGCCCAACGUCCAGCCUCAACACUCUCGAGCACAGUCAAGCGACUCAAUGCACAAGCCCUCCAUACCAUCAUUUUCACCAUCCUCGACAAACGGAGGGACUUCCGCAGAGCCCCGACCCUUCUAUGAGUCGGCCGCAUUUACUUUCACUUCCACCAACACCACCCACCAAUACAACAGCACAAUUGGCUUCAUUAUCAGCAACAAGUCUAAUAUCAAGAACUCAACAAGACGCCCGAUCAAGGCCGCGAACAAUGUCAUUUGCAGAACGCUAUGCGAAUUUGGCUGA
Molecule: messenger RNA, 1116 nt
Organism: Trichoderma breve
Lineage: Eukaryota; Fungi; Ascomycota; Sordariomycetes; Hypocreales; Hypocreaceae
Exons: 3
Coding region: 1-1116 (371 amino acids)
Source: RefSeq, a predicted model, not a curated record